AUGUCCUUAUUAGAACUACCAAUAAAUAUUCCAGAAAUCCUAAGUCCUUAUUUACCUUUAAAGGAUGACUUAGUAAAAGAUAAGCCAUUUGUUACAUUGACAUAUGCCCAAUCUAUUGAUGCAAGAAUUGCUGCUCAGAAAGGUGAGAGAACUGUUAUUUCUCAUGAGGAAACAAAGACUAUGACCCAUUAUCUACGUUAUCACCAUGAUGGUAUUUUAGUUGGUACAGGUACUGUUUUGGCUGAUGAUCCAGGAUUAAAUUGUAAAUGGGGCAAGAAUUGUUUUGAGAAUUCACCAAAGCCAAUAAUUAUAGAUCUUAAACAAAAAUGGAAGUUUACAGGAUCAAAAUUACAUCAACUAUAUUUGAAUAAUCAAGGUAAAAAUCCAAUUGUUGUAGUCGCUAAUGAACCAAUUAAUAAAGAAGAACAUGUUGAAUAUCUUACAAUCCCUACUACAAAUGGAAAGUUUGAUUGGGGAUUGUUGUUAAAUGCUUUAAAGACUAACUUCAAUUUAAAUUCUAUUAUGGUUGAAGGCGGCGCAGUUGUUAUUAACCAAUUACUUACAGAAUCCCAUCUAAUUAAUAGUUUGAUUGUUACUAUCGGUAGUACAUAUUUAGGAAAUUUAGGUGUUCAAGUUAGCCCUCCAAGAAAAGUAUUACUGGAAAAUGUCAAUUGGUGGAGAGGAACAACGGAUGCUGUAAUGUGCGCAAACCUCAAACAACUGAAAUAA
Messenger RNA from Vanderwaltozyma polyspora DSM 70294, 729 nucleotides. It is a transcript of the gene RIB7, whose product is annotated as 2,5-diamino-6-(ribosylamino)-4(3H)-pyrimidinone 5'-phosphate reductase. Gene Ontology annotation, molecular function: NADP binding; 5-amino-6-(5-phosphoribosylamino)uracil reductase activity. The record is from RefSeq and is a predicted model, not a curated record. The coding region runs from base 1 to 729 and encodes 242 amino acids. Gene Ontology annotation, biological process: riboflavin biosynthetic process. NCBI's taxonomy places the organism in Eukaryota, Fungi, Ascomycota, Saccharomycetes, Saccharomycetales, Saccharomycetaceae. The transcript has a single exon.